GAAAAACUUGAGAAAGCUGCGGAAGCAUUUGAGGCUGCAGAGGAGUUACAUCAAUCAUUUGUCACACGUAUUGAUGAGUGGAUGUUACACAACUAUGGCAGAGCUAUCGACCUCUUCAGACGUUUUGACCUUAAUGGGGACGGUUGUCUAACAUACGAGGAAUUUUACGCUGGGAUGAGAGACCUUGACGCUCCUUGCAACAAAGUGGAAUUAUAUCUCCUUGCUAAGAAAUUAGAUGAAGAUUCGAAUGGAUUGAUUGAUUACUUGGAAUUCUCAAAAGGUUUAAAAUAUUUUCGUAAAUCAGAGGUUGUUGCAGAUGGUGAUCUUCCAAAUUUGACAAUUAUUCGAGAGAAACUUGAACACUGUCCUUGUUGUAAGCUAGGGUUGUGGAAACCUCAGAAAGAGGCCUUCCCAAGGUGGGUUCAAUGCAAAGAUAUUUUCCAGUAUUUAGGUCAAUGUGUCAGUCAGUCCUAUAGUCAGCCAUUUCAAUAGUUGGUCGGUUGUCAGUUUGAUAAUUGGUUGGUUAGUUGGUUAGUCAGCCAUUUCGAUUUUAGUUGCUCAGCCAGGUCUAUAGUCAGUUGGUUGGCUAGCCAUUUCAACAGUUGGUAAUUGAUUCGGUUGGUCAUUUUGAUGGUCAUUUACUUGGCCAGCUGGUAAUCGGUUGGUCAGUCAGUUUGGUUAUUUCAAUAGUUGGUUAGUCAUUCCCAAAAUUAGUUAUUCGGUUGGCCAGUCAAUUUGAUAGUCAGUUGGUUAGUCUGCCAGUUCAAUAGUGACUGAGUCUGUUUAGGCAGCCAACCACUCAUCAAUAUUAUCAAAUACCAUCAACAAUAGUCCCAGAAAAAUCAUUAAAGUCCUUUUCUUUCAGAUACAUACAGCUGGAUCUUCGUCUUCUAACUUUUGCGAACAUAAAAAGCUAUCCUGGCAAUUUUCAAAUCUUGAUUCAUGCUCAUGUGACUGUCUACUCCGUUUUGGAAUUGAUCAAUAAGAGACUGGGUGGAACAACACAGAAAUUAACAAUAUACAGAGACAAAGGGAGAGAGAGGGUAGCCCUGGAUCCAAAUUUGACACUUCAAGAGACGGGGUACGAGGGUGGGCCCAGACAUUUGCCACAAGAAGUUGGACUUCUGUAUGAUUAUAUGACCGAGUUUAACGACUGCCCCAUUUUAACAUCUGAUCAUUAUUUCUAA
Molecule: messenger RNA, 1187 nt
Organism: Paramuricea clavata
Lineage: Eukaryota; Metazoa; Cnidaria; Anthozoa; Malacalcyonacea; Plexauridae
Source: the annotation of a GenBank genome assembly